GUGCACCCCAAAAAGUCCAAGACACACAACGGGGCUGGCUGGGGCGUUCACGCCGUUCCCCUAUCUUCCGGUUCCGGCCUACCCCAUCUGGCCCUGCCCGUCUGGCCGUCUCCUUCCUCGCGCAUCUCUUUAUAAACCCACCUGCCGCCGUCCUCUCCCCUACCUCUCUCGCCUCCCCUGCUGCCGGUGCCGGUAUCUUCGUUACUGCUGCGGCUGCGGUUCUUCAGGGCUAGUACUCCCGGGCCGUGUCUGUCAGCGACGACCAAGCAGAGGUUCCUCGGCCAUACCAUUCCGCGGUCGUAUAAUAAAAUCCGCACCACCAAGCACACAGCUUCACGGGAAGAGCGAAUUAAGCAGCGGUGGUCGCGUCGCCGUCGCCGUCGCGUGCCCGUGCCAAGAAGACGAAGGCCAAGGCCAACCACCAGGCCAACACGCUACCUGCCUGGGCAGGAACGGCAAGGCUGAUGGUCCAGGACGAAGGCUCCUCGUCGUCGGUCACAUCGUCCUCGCUGCACAACUUCUCCACCAUGCCGCUCCACGCAUCCCCCGGCGCGGGGGCCGCCGCGUCCCCGACGACGCCGCCGUGGCUGGCGCGCGAGCUCCGCUCCGACGAGCGUGGCCUCUGCCUCAUCCACCUCCUCCUCAACUGCGCCGCGGCGGCGGGCGCGGGCCGGCUGGACGCCGCCAACGCGGCGCUCGAGCACAUCGCGGCGCUGGCGUCCCCGGACGGCGACGCCAUGCAGCGCGUGGCCGCCGCCUUCGCGGAGGCGCUGGCGCGGCGUGCUCUGCGCGCGUGGCCUGGGCUGUGCCGCGCGCUGCUCCUGCCCCGUGCCGGCCCCACGCCUGCCGAGCUCGCCGUCGCGAGGCGCCACUUCCUCGACCUCUGCCCGUUCCUCCGCCUCGCGGGCGCCGCCGCCAACCAGUCCGUGCUGGAGGCCAUGGAGUCGGAGAAGAUCGUGCACGUCGUCGAUCUAGGCGGCGCCGACGCCACGCAGUGGCUCGAGCUGCUCCACCUGCUGGCCGCGCGGCCCGAGGGCCCGCCGCACCUCCGCCUCACCGCCGUGCACGAGCACCGGGACGUGCUCACGCAGACGGCCAUGGUGCUCACCAAGGAGGCGGAGCGCUUGGACGUGCCGUUCCAAUUCAACCCCGUCGUGUCCCGGCUGGAGGCACUGGACGUGGAGUCGCUCCGCGUGAAGACCGGCGAGGCGCUGGCCGUCACCUCCAGCCUGCAGCUGCACUGCCUCCUGGCCUCCGACGACGACAGCUCCGGCAAGGACGGCCACCACCACCAGAGCAGCAACGGCAAAGGCGGGGACACGAACAAGCGGCCGCGGAGCCCGGAGUCCGGCGUGUCCCCGUCGACGUCGCGCGCGGACGCGUUCCUGGGCGCGCUGUGGGGCCUGUCGCCGAAGGUGGUCGUGGUGACGGAGCAGGAGGCAUCGCACAACGCGGCGCCGCUGACGGAGCGGUUCGUGGAGGCGCUCAACUACUACGCGGCGCUGUUCGACUGCCUGGAGUCGGCGGCGCCUCGCGGGUCGGUGGAGCGCGCGCGCGUCGAGCGCUGGCUCCUCGGGGAGGAGGUGAAGAACAUCGUGGCGUGCGACGGCGCGGAUCGGCGGGAAAGGCACGAGCGGCUGGACCGAUGGGCGGCGCGGAUGGAGGGCGCCGGCUUCGCACGCGUCCCGCUCAGCUACUACGCGCUGCUGCAGGCGCGGCGGGCGGCGCAGGGGCUGGGAUGCGACGGGUUCAAGGUGCGCGAGGAGAAGGGCGCCUUCUUCCUGUGCUGGCAGGACCGCGCCAUCUUCUCCGUCUCCGCCUGGCGCGGCCGCCGCUUCGACUGAUCUGAUGAACCGACGCGUCGACGCCGGCGCCGGCGCCUCGACGGGCGGCGCGCCGUGGGCCGUGGGCCGUGGCCUUCCCGUAUUUGUGCGAAGGAGACGGGCCGUCCGUCGUAGCGUUGGCGUCAGGUGGCCGUCACGCACGUUGUCUUGUUUUGGUCAUUUUGUGUGUUUUCUGUUACUCCGUAUCUAGUUAGAUUUUAAUCAGGUCAGAUGGAGUCGAUGAUGAUGUGUUAGUUUUGUUCAUAGUGUACCUCUCUUUCUCUCCAAUUUCGAUGGACGGAAUGCAUAAAUCUUCUGCUGACUCUAUGAGCAUAUUUAUUGGAUCC
Molecule: messenger RNA, 2170 nt
Organism: Sorghum bicolor (sorghum)
Lineage: Eukaryota; Viridiplantae; Streptophyta; Magnoliopsida; Poales; Poaceae
Product: scarecrow-like protein 3
Exons: 2
Coding region: 465-1844 (459 amino acids)
Biological process (GO): regulation of DNA-templated transcription
Cellular component (GO): nucleus
Molecular function (GO): sequence-specific DNA binding; DNA-binding transcription factor activity
Source: RefSeq, a predicted model, not a curated record